This is a messenger RNA of Alternaria ventricosa, 636 nucleotides long. RefSeq lists its product as uncharacterized. The record is from RefSeq and is a predicted model, not a curated record. Lineage: Eukaryota; Fungi; Ascomycota; Dothideomycetes; Pleosporales; Pleosporaceae. The transcript is spliced from 3 exons. The coding region runs from base 1 to 636 and encodes 211 amino acids.
AUGGGACCGGCUAUGAAUGACGCGACCGAUGGUCUGGAAGCCGACAAUGCGCACGAUGGCUUCAAAGAGCUCCUGACCGCGAUCAACCCAUACGUUGACGAGCUACUUCACCAACCCGCAUUCCACCUCUUCAUGACUUUACCUGCUGAGCUUCGAUGCAUGGUCUACGAACAGUACUUCCUAGACGAAACGCAUUCAAUAGCCUGUCAGAAUUGGCCACACUUGCGAUUCUCCAAGGAUUAUGAGUGGUCUAUUCGAGUCAAGAGGAAGCACUCUCCAUUUCUUCCACCUCUCUGUCUUACAACAACGAAUGGCCAUGCAACGGUCUCUGUACGCGCACUUUCAUUCGAAAUGUUCUUACACGACUUCCAACUUCAAGCUAUCCUGGGUCUGGAAGAGCUACAAAAGCUCAGCAUUAUAAAGAUCAGUGGGGUAGCCGACAUUUACGACAUCCUCGGUCAGAUUAAAGUUAACGACAGCGGCCUGGUCGAAGAUCUUAAGUCAAGCAAUCUCACCGCUAUAUUACAUCUUUGUCGACAAAUUAAAACCGGUUUCACCAUGCAAGGACGCAACGUGGUAGUCAAAGCCUAUCUUCAGUAUGGCCAAGAAGUAUAUGAAGAAAGGAUCUUUGAAUGA